AUGUGUACAAACAAGCGUGGCCCUGCCCCCCUUCCACCCCCUCCACCGCGCCCACUCAACCCGCGCGCCCAUUGGAACCAUAUUUCAUCGCCCGGAGUUGAGCGUGCGCGCGCCGCGCCUUUAGAGGGGAGGGGAGGGCGAGGAUGCGUGCACAUCCACCGGAAGCCGGUCGCGCGAUUUGGGGGAGGGGAGGGGCGGGGGCAGGACGCAGAGCCCAGAGUGGACAUAAAUCAAGCUGCGCGUGUGCAUUUGGCGUGCUUUCCGCUCACGCGCUGCGCCCAGGGAGAGGCCGAGGUGCGCUUCAUCCUACUUUUCUCUCUCGCGCACAUUUCGUUGGCCGGCGAGAACUUGCGCACCACCAGGCACACUUUGACGCGUGCUGUGUGCGGUGCGUGUGUGACUAACCCCAAUCCCAUCUCGGUGCGCGCAUCUACGCGAGGGACAUGCUCUAUGCGGAAAUUUGGCCUUGAGGAGUAA
Mesocestoides corti is the source of this 477-nucleotide messenger RNA. The record is from the annotation of a GenBank genome assembly. NCBI's taxonomy places the organism in Eukaryota, Metazoa, Platyhelminthes, Cestoda, Cyclophyllidea, Mesocestoididae.